AUGGCAACGACGACCAUGGCCAUCAUCCUCGUCCAUCCUACAACAGCAAGCCGCCGGCUCCAAGACCUCUUGGCCGUGGACAUAACAAGUACCCGGAAAAAGCCAAAGAGUCCGGAUGCUUUCCAGAUUGGCUUCCCUAUGCGCACUAACUACAUAUAUGGAAAAAUAAAGAGGACCCUACUCAACGAAAUCUUUGCCCUCACCGUCUGCCUCUGGAUAAAAGGGGGAUCAGGGCCUGGCCUCGGCACUCCCUUCUCCUACUCUGUCCCGGGACAGGCCAACGAACUGGUUCUGAUCGAAUGGGGCAACAACCCCAUGGAACUACUGGUCAACGACAAGGCAGUGACAUUGCCCAUGGCAAUGACGGAUGGGAAGUGGCAACAUCUGUGCGUGACAUGGUCGACACACGAUGGGCAUUGGGAGGCCUUCCAGGACGGUGUAAAAAGGGGAUCUGGAGAGAAUCUAUCUGCGUGGCAUCCCAUCAAGCCUGGUGGAGUCUUUAUUCUGGGCCAGGAACAGGACGCCCUAGGUGGCCGAUUUGACGCCACCCAGUCCUUCGUGGGCGAAAUGUCAGACCUCCAGUUGUGGUCCCGCGUUCUCACGCCCAAUGAAAUCUACAGCCAGGCUUCCUGUGGUGGUCACAUGGCCGGUGACCUCAUCUCCUGGACAGAGGCAGUGGUUGAGCUUCACGGUGGGGUCACCAAAUACCCCUUCGACCCCUGCCACUAA
Messenger RNA from Salvelinus namaycush (lake trout), 729 nucleotides. RefSeq names its product neuronal pentraxin-2-like. The transcript is spliced from 4 exons. Lineage: Eukaryota; Metazoa; Chordata; Actinopteri; Salmoniformes; Salmonidae. The record is from RefSeq and is a predicted model, not a curated record. Bases 1 to 729 code for a protein of 242 amino acids.